Messenger RNA from Aedes aegypti (yellow fever mosquito), 4544 nucleotides. RefSeq names its product vacuolar protein sorting-associated protein 8 homolog (gene Vps8). Gene Ontology annotation, biological process: protein targeting to vacuole; vesicle-mediated transport; endosomal vesicle fusion. The record is from RefSeq and is a predicted model, not a curated record. Gene Ontology annotation, molecular function: protein binding. Gene Ontology annotation, cellular component: HOPS complex; late endosome. The coding region runs from base 221 to 3976 and encodes 1251 amino acids. Lineage: Eukaryota; Metazoa; Arthropoda; Insecta; Diptera; Culicidae. The transcript has 4 exons.
ACGUCAGAAAGUCACAAAAAGAGAGCUGCAAAAAAAAAACGGCAAGACAAACGAGACGAUAAUCAGUCGGAAGAAGCGCAGAAAAUCAGUCAAAAUAUACGUGUGAAUUUUGGUGACGAGUCUUCUUUCCCGCAGCAGCUAAAAAUUAAAUCACCGUUCCGGGACAAUGGCUGCAUUCUAAGAGGCAUUUAAUUCGUGUGGUAAACAAUCACAAAUCGUCAUGAACAACUUGAAGGCGCCGUCGCUGCACUCGCUGCUCGAUUCCGACCAUGGUUCGUCGAAUGACAGUCUGCUGGCCGAAUCGCUGCAACUGGACAUCGAAGAGCUGGACGAUGAGGAGUACUCCAUCCCAGCGGUGGAUCAGCUUCCGACAUUGGAGAGUGUCCUCAGCGAGAUCGAUAGUGACCUGGACAGCGUUUCGGCGCUGGGAAGAACGCUGGUCGAUGGAUCCGGAGGAGCUGGCAGAGACCUGGGCUCGACGCCGACUCCAUCGAUGGCCGAAGACUACAUGCGAAUGGAGUCGAUUCUGAGGCAUGUCGUUCUGCAAGGCGUUACGGCUCAGGUGACAUCCGCCGUGGAACGGGUGGAUGCCGGUCUGGCUACUUCGUGUACGGUUUCACAGAUGAUUGCCGUGGGAACGUCCCAUGGGCACAUUUUGGCCUUUGACUGUUCGCAAACUCUGAAGUGGUGCUGCCAGGAUGGAGUAACACAGGGAGCCGUUUCGGCGUUGGCUUUCAAUGAAGACAAUACCCGACUGCUGGCCGGAUUCGCCCGGGGGAGCAUACUGAUGAUUGAUACCUUUACGGGAGAUGUGAUUCGGACUUUGAACGAAGUGAUAACCCCGAACACGGGAGUGUUGCAUUUGAAAUGGACCAAUCGACCCGCGUUGGCGCUCUGUUCAGAUUCCGGUGGGUCUGUUUGGAGUCUGAGUUUCACAAGGAGGCUGGGGAUUCGAGGCUGUGAUUCUCGGUGCUUGUUCAGUGGAGCUCGUGGCGAAGUUUGCACGGUUGAACCCCUACUACUAGGCGACGAAGAACACCCGUUGAAGAACUACACUUUGGUUGCGUUGGCCACGUUGAGCAAGUUCUUUGUCGUCAUGAUUCGUCCCAGACUUAAGGUUAUCAAAUUCCAUCCGAUGGCUGGCUAUCCAGAUUGCUUACCGCUGCUGGCCUGGCAAAUGGUGUUAAUACAAGCCGCAGAUUCAUCCCGAACCGUUGAUCCUGUGCUGGCUGCUGCUCGCGGAGCAGAUUUAUACUUCCAUCAAAUCAGCUAUUGCAACGGACGGAUAUCGCUUAUCUUUCUUCGUCAUAUUCAGCUUGGCUAUAAUCUCCUUGCUCUGCACUGGCUAGGGCCCAAGACGAUCGCCUGUUUGGACACGAUGGAAAUGCUACACUUGUCUGAUGUUCGGACCAACAAAGAGCUAGAAACGAUUGAUUUGUCGAACGUUGGUCUGAUGUAUAAUUCUGCUCAGUUCAAGGGUCUUGCCACCGGUGGAAACGUCUCUCCGGCGCUAGCUUUGGCUGGUGGCUCGGCUUGUUACAACACGGUAGUCUCGCAGGGCAGUCAACUCUAUUUGCUGGCCGGCAAAAGUCUUCACGGGGUCAGUGCAAGAGCUUGGAGCGAUAGGAUUUCCUAUCUGACGUCGAUGCAACGAUGGGAAGAGGCCAUUGAACUGGCCGUGGAAGGAUUCCGGGCUGCUGCUGGACGGCAUCGUCGAUUAGCUGUUGCCAAAGAGCGAAUCCUUCGCAUGUUCGACGAGUACUUGAACGCUACUCGCAAAACGCCAGAACUGUGCCUCGAAGCGAUGGUGGCCUGUCUGAUCGAGAUAAAUGAAAAAAAUCUCCUCUGGCAAGAGCUUUACGAUCGUCUUCCUUCCACCGACCACUUCCUGAACAUCAUUGCGCUGCAUAUCGAGAACGACAAUCUCAAUUCGGUGGCACCUGCCGUAGCGCAAGUGCUUUGCGAUUACUUCCUACGCAAACGGGACAUCACUCGGCUGGAGGACAUCAUCCUCAAGCUGGACUGGCAAUGCUUGGAUCUGCAUCAGGUGCUCACCAUCUGCCGCAAGGAAAGCCUCUAUCGAGCGCAGAUGUAUCUGAACACGAAAGCUCUACGAGAUUACACCAUUUCCCUGACGGAUUUGAUUCCGAUCAUCAACGACCAAAACGACUCCCAUCUGGGCAAUUGUCUGCUGGUGUACGUUUCCAGUUGCCUCGCUGGUCGGGGCUAUCCAACGGGAGACAUUGAACCGGAGAUGAUUGCCACCGUAAAGCACGAAGUUCUGCGGUGUCUAACAGUGAUCCAUUCGAAAAAUGCCCCCGAAAAUGAGCUCCCCUAUCCGUAUCUCAGGACGCUCCUAGAGUUCGACACCCGAGAAACGUUGAAUGUGAUUUCACUGGCUUUCCAAGAGAAGGAAUUCAACGGAGAACUUGGCCUGUCUCAACGCCAACGAAUCAUCAACAUCUUGCUGGAAAUACUCACUCCGGAACACGCCAGCUGGUCUCAGAUAGGCUGCUUGCUAAACUUCAUUGCGCAACAGAUUGCCUCCCGCCAAUUACCGGAAAACGAAUUGCUGUUAGAAAGAGUAAUAACCUACCUGACGAGACAAAGUGACGAAAUUGCCAUUGGCCGUAUGACCCGCAGAGAACACUCCGAACAGGAGCAGACCUGGUUGGAACUGCUGCGCUCCAACUGCCUCAGUCACAUUCCGAAUGAAGAUCUGCUGGAGAUUUCGCGCCACGGACGGUGCUAUCGAGUGACGGAAUACAUUCUGGAGCAACUUGGCCGUUACGAGGAAAUCUUCGACUGCUACCUGUUGGAUGAGUUUCGGCAUGCAGAGCUGUUCAACUACAUCAGCCAGUACAGUGAAGAUGAACGGCGACAGGUGCUUCCACUGUUCGUCAAGAACUUCAAAACGAUUUUGGACAUCAGCUGCGAACAAACGACACGAGUCGCCACGGACCAGUUCAUGAGACAUCUGAAUCAUAUUCUCCAACUGUUGCACGACUGUCCGGAGAAGCUUUUCCAGUUUCUGCGGCAGCUCACCAAACAAGGCGUCCAGCUGGAAACACGUGACUGUGAAAAGUAUCUGGAACUGCUUUGCCAAUAUCAGCCGGAGGAGGUGAUUGAGUUUUUGAAAUCGAACGAUUCGUAUCGGCUGGAUUUCGCCGUCAAAACCAUCAAAGGUCACGGGAUGAAUACGGCGCUGAUUUACCUUUAUGAGAAGCAGGGUGACUACCAAUCAGCCUAUGCAGUUGCAGUGGAAGCCCUAAAAGAUGCUCCGGAAAGUACGGCAGAGAUGUGCGCCUUGCAGGUGUCUGGUUUAUGCUCUCGGGCUUCCACCGUCCUUUCCGAAGCCGAACGUCAAGAGCUUUGGUUUUCACUGCUGAAAAUUGUUCUCUCCCGAGCCGAUCUAACGCAAAUAACGAAAAAUAUUCUCCAUUCGGCAAGCGAAUUUGUCGAUUUGGCCAAACUGGUUCAGCUGGUGUUGACCUCCGGAACAAAGACCGGCAAUUUUGGCGACAUUAAACACGUUCUCAUCGGCAUGCUUUCAAAUUCAGCUUACGAAACGGUGUUGCUGGAAACCACUUCGCGAAUCCUAGGACGAGAUCUGCACGCAAUCCUGGCCCGAGAACGUCGUUUCGCUAGGAGAGGACUUUGCGUAAAGACCAUCAAGUGCACCAUCUGUCGCUGUAAGCUAUAUAAUGGCGCCAAAGAAGCCAUCGUCGUUUUCGGAAACUGUGGCCAUGCGCUGCACAAAGAUUGCGCCAGCCGGUACUGCACUGUUGGAACGGAUUCCCCUUCGACGGAAGAUAUCAAGAGCUUGACGAAAAUGAGAUGCCCAAGAUGCGACGUGGUCAUCAGCGAACGGGAGUCGGUGAGCACCUCGGAAUGUCGCGUUGAACUGGGACCGGUGAACAUGCCAAGCGAAUCCAGCACACUGAAAUUGAGUGCCCCUCCACGAAUCGGCCUGUAGUGUCGUCGGACGAUGUUUCUAUUGAUCUCUCAAAUGUUCUGCUUUGCUGUUCCUACUUUCGAACAGCAGCAUUAGUUGCCAUCUGUUUGACCCUGACCAGCGGACGGACGGGGUAAGUUUUUUAAAGACUCUAUUCCAAAUUAUUACAUUCUGUAUUAUGUAAUUAGCAAUCUAUUUUGUGAACGUUCAAACUAGAACUAAAUUCUUUGGCUGAUUUUAACCACACACACAUUUAGCAUUUUCAAAUCAAGCCAGUCAAAAACCAAGGUACUCUAUAAAACAUUUAGCAAUUCUUACUACCUAAGUUAAAAAGUAUAUAUUUGAAGAUUAUUUGUGAUUAAGUAUACUAUUUAUUACAUUUACGCAAUUAGAUAAAUGAAACAACCAUAACGAAAGCAUACACAUUACACAAUGUUACACUCACAAAAUGAUGUUCACCAUGCAACAAUCGAUAAUGCGCCCAUAGUCGAAAAUGUUAGUCCACAUAGAGAAAGCACCUCAAAUUCCGUGUCCGUGGUGUUUUGGAGACCGAAGUAUAGACAAAUAAAUGUUUUCAUCAUUAGAGAAA